AUGUGGGGCCUUCUCCUCCUCUUCCACUUCAUAUCGGUGGUGUCACCUUCGAGCCUCCACAAGACGUUGAACCACAUCAAAGCGGCCAGCGACAAAGCUUUCCAUGACGCGCUAUUGCAACAACUUGCCAAUUCGCGCGCGAACGCGUCAAACACACAUUUGGACGAUGACUCCCUGGUCUCCAGCGUAGACUUGAGCAUUGACAACGUCGUUUUAGCGGCAGCUGCAAACAGUACCGGGUCUUGGGCGACUGGAUCCACCUCCUCUUUCCAGCUCUAUACUCAGAACACCUUACCAACAUCCCCUGCCCCCAACUCAGCAUGCGCAUCGGCCCUAACCGCGACUCUGAGCUGCAACUCUACCAUUCCGCUCAUGAGCUCUUAUCCUUACCUGAUGAUAAACGACCUCGCUACCGUCUGCACAUCCACCUGCACGACCUCUUUGGCUAAUUAUCGAGCAAACGUUGCGACGGCCUGCAAAAACUUUGGUAUUUCCGGGGCCAACAAUGUCUCGUACCUUCCGACACUUGCCAUCGAUACGAUUGCAGGCCCGUACCAGGCUCAAUGUCUUCAGGACCCAACCUCCGGCAAAUUUUGUGAACCGCUUCUUGCCUCGUUUAACACUACGGGUGGUUUGCUCUCACUCCCAACUUCGCAACUCUGCACGUUCUGCACGCUCAAGACCCUCAAUGUCACCCUUUCAAAUCCCGUCACAUAUUCAACUCCUGUGGCCGCACUUCUGUCUUCUGCUAUCACUCAGUGUGGAAGCCAAUUUAACUCGUAUAAUGUUUCGACCCCCGGUACUGGAACAAUUACCACUCCACCAUUUGGUAGCCCUCCAUCUGCCAACCCCGCGGGUGAUUGUGCAGUUAGCGGUCACAAUGUUUCCGUGACUACAAAUACAAGCUGUUCAGCUCUCGCUCAGACGAACAGCGUAACUGUUUACUCCAUUUUGUCGUCCAACUCUUUCCUAUCUGGAUCUACGGACUGUACGGUCAAGGCUGGCUCGAACGUAUGCGUGUUCAAAGCUUGUCAUCUCUACCGUGUCGCUGCCAACGACACUUGCGAUAGCAUUGCAGAUAGCUCAGCUUCAAUUACUGGGACCAAAAUCACCACAACCCAGCUUCAGUCCUUCAAUCCGGACCUGGGAACCUACUGCCAACUCAUCUCGGCGAAAGUUGGACAGAAUAUCUGUUUGACGCCUAAUGGUGGAUUUCCCGAUGUCGGAGCUGGUACCGACAACAACAUUCCAUCCGGAACCCCAACUGCGAAAGCUCCCAUCCCGACGCCGACUGUCGCUGGCACAACAAGCAAUUGCGGCAGAUACUACCAAGUCAAACAGGGCGACAUCUGCAACAGUGUUGUUCUCGCCAACUCCAUUUCGUUGCCCGACUUCUUGGUCUUGAAUCCCGAAAUCGACACUAAUUGCACAAAUCUAUGGCUGGACUACUAUUAUUGUGUUGCGGCAUUCCCGCCUCUAUCGACCGUGUCUGCUCCACCAGUGGUCACCACGAACUACACAAGCGCUAGCGUUUUCCAGUAUUCGCUGCCAACUCAGUCAUACACUGCUUCCUUCGCGACCCAGAUCCUUACAGCAGCUGGUGUUCCGGUCCCGACCAACAUUGCUAAAGGAACACGACCGGUUAACUGCGGGUUUUAUUAUACAGUACAGUCUGGGGAUACCCUUGCGACCAUUUCCAACACCACUGGGCUCAAUGCGACAUUACUCGAAACAUGGAAUCCGCAGCUGGCCGCAUCCUCGCCGGUCGCAGGCAGCGCACUAUGUGUUGUCUUUCCCAAAGGCAAUUAUACGCUUUCGACUGCUCCGAUUCCCAGCAACGUAGCUCCCAACGUGACCACCGCUAACUGUGCUGAAUAUGAUACCAUCGUUUCUGGCGACAGCUGCACGACUGUCGAGAAGCGGAACUUCAUCGAUCACACCCAGUUUUUGAAGCUCAACCCUGGCAUUAAUUCUCAGUGCAGCAACAUCGUACUCGGUCUCGCAUAUUGCGUCUUCUCCAUCUUCCCCCCAUCGACUUCAACUUCCACAGGGCCGCCGUCAAACGUGGCUCCAGGGACAAUUACGGACGGCUGCACUUCUUACUACACCGUUGUCUCUGGCGAUGGUUGCGCGAGUAUUGAGAGCAAGUUUAACUUGACAUUGGCACAAUUCAUUCAAAUGAAUCCUGAACUCAACUCACAAUGCACGAAUCUCGCGCUCGGGGAAGCGUACUGUGUCGCUUCUAGCAACAGUACCGGCCCUCCGAGCAAUGUUGCGCCUGGGACCAUUACUGCUGGCUGCACGAAAUACUACACGGUCGUGUCUGGCGACGGCUGUGCGAGUAUCGAAAGUCGCUUCAAUCUCACGCUCGCGCAGUUCAUCCAGAUGAACCCGGAGCUCAACUCUCAGUGCACCAACCUGGCGCUCGGCGAGGCUUACUGUGUUGCAUCGAGUAACAGCACCAGCUCCGGACCGCCUGCGAAUGUCGCGCCUGGCACAAUCACGGCUGGCUGCACGAAAUACUACACGGUCGUGUCUGGCGACGGCUGCGCAAGCAUUGACAGCCGCUUCAACCUUACUCUCACCCAACUGAUCCAGAUGAACCCCGAGCUCAACUCGCAGUGUACCAAUCUCGCGCUUGGGGAGGCUUAUUGUGUUGCGUCGAGUAACAGCACAAGCACCGGGCCGCCAUCGAACCUCGCCACAGGUUCCUUCAGCAACUGCACCUCCUACCACACUGUUGUGAGCGGCGACACCUGUAAUGCCAUGGACACAUCGGCCAAGAUUGCGUUCUCCGAUUUCUUGCACUGGAACCCAGAAAUCAACACGGCGUGCACCAACAUCCAGCUCGCCGCGGCAUACUGCGUUGGAGGAGGGGGAAGUCCGUGUGGGAAACUGUACACUGUCGUGUCUGGCGAUUCGUGUUCGGCAAUUGUGACCAAGCAGAGCGUGACCCAGGCGAAGCUGAAUAGCCUGAACCCGUGGAUCAACUCUGGUUGCUCUAACCUUGCUGUUGGUCAGAAUGUCUGUGUUGGAUAG
Messenger RNA from Mycena indigotica, 3039 nucleotides. RefSeq lists its product as uncharacterized. The transcript has 6 exons. The record is from RefSeq and is a predicted model, not a curated record. The coding region runs from base 1 to 3039 and encodes 1012 amino acids. NCBI's taxonomy places the organism in Eukaryota, Fungi, Basidiomycota, Agaricomycetes, Agaricales, Mycenaceae.